Molecule: messenger RNA, 1378 nt
Organism: Aegilops tauschii subsp. strangulata
Lineage: Eukaryota; Viridiplantae; Streptophyta; Magnoliopsida; Poales; Poaceae
Product: jasmonate-induced oxygenase 2
Source: RefSeq, a predicted model, not a curated record
GGAGCGCCUUAACACAACCCGCCUCAAGCUAGGUACUAGCUCCGAUGAGUAGCUGCUUCAACGGUGGCGCCGGCUGGCCGGAGCCCGUGGUGCGCGUGCAGGCCGUGUCGGACACCUGCGGCGAGACAAUACCUGAGCGGUACGUCAAGCUGCCGUUGGAUCGGCCGUCGGCGACGACCCUCCAACCGGCGGUCUCACAUGGCGGCGGCAGCCUAAACAUCCCGGUAGUGGACAUGUCAAUGCCGGACUCGGACGAGACAGUCCGUGCCGUGGACGCGGCGUGCCGGGAGUGGGGGUUCUUCCAGGCGGUGAACCACGGCGUGAGCCCUGAGCUGCUGCGGCGGGCGCGCUCGUCGUGGCGCGGCUUCUUCAGGCAGCCAGCCGAGGUGCGCGAGCGGUACGCCAACUCGCCGGCGACGUACGAGGGCUACGGCAGCCGUCUCGGUACCACCAAGGGUGGGCACCUCGACUGGGGCGACUACUACUUCCUGCACCUCCUCCCGCCGUCGAUCAAGAGCCACGACAAGUGGCCGUCCCUUCCGUCCACCCUACGGGACGCGACGGAGGAGUACGGCGAGCAGGUGGUGAAGCUGUGCCGGAGGGUAUCAAAGGUGUUGUCCAAGGGGCUGGGACUCGACGGCGGGAGGCUGCAGGCAGCGUUCGGCGGGGAGGGCGGCGAGGGGGCAUGCAUGAGGGUUAACUUCUACCCGAGGUGCCCGCAGCCGGAGCUGACGCUGGGCGUGGCGGCGCACUCCGACCCCGGUGGCAUGACCAUGCUGCUCGUCGACGACCACGUUCGGGGGCUGCAGGUGAAGAAGGAUGGCCAGUGGAUCACCGUCGACCCGGUCCCUGACGCCUUCAUCGUCAACGUCGGAGACCAGAUCCAGGUGCUGAGCAACGCGGCGUAUAAGAGCGUGGAGCACCGGGUGACUGUGAGCGCAGCGGAGGAGCGGCUAUCGCUCGCCUUCUUCUACAACCCGCGGAGCGACGUGCCGGUGGCGCCCAUGGCGGAGCUGGUGGCGCCGGGACGCCCGGUGCUGUACCCGGAGAUGACCUUCGACGAGUACCGGGCCCACAUCCGGCAGCGGGGCCUCAGCGGCAAGGCGCAGCUACAGUCUCUGCAGAACGCCAACAGCAGCGUCGCCUCCUGACACUAGGAAAGGCCAGCCGGCCUACUACUCCCUUGUCAUGUGCAUGCGCAUCACUCCGUUGUAUUCGUAGAUGUGUUCAUGGCCGGUACAUAUGUAUGUAUAAUAGACGUUUCCGCUAAUAAAUAUGCACGGAAUAGUCUCGUACGUAUGCCGUUCAUGUUAACUUGAUCAGUUUGUUUACUCUAUUGGACGUAUAUAAUUAGUGAGACUGCUCAUUCGUUAUGUUA